UGGAGCCCUACGAACUUCAAGACGACAACCAAACUUCGACGAAUUCGACAUUUCCGACCACCCUCUUCACCUCUUCAAUCAUAAACCGCAAUCAUGGGUCGCGUUCGUACUAAGACCGUUAAGAAGUCCGCCAAGGUCAUCAUUGAGCGAUACUACCCAAAGUUGACCCUCGAUUUCGAGACCAACAAGAGAAUCUGUGAUGAAAUUGCCAUCAUUGCUUCCAAGCGUCUUCGCAACAAGGUACGACUGUCGCCAAUCGAGCGCAUACUUCUAGGUCACAUUCUAAUUGAUUGAUUGCAGAUUGCUGGAUACACCACCCAUCUGAUGAAGCGCAUUCAACGUGGUCCAGUCCGCGGUAUCUCCUUCAAGCUCCAAGAAGAGGAGAGAGAGCGAAAGGAUCAAUACGUACCAGAAGUUUCUGCCCUCGACUUCACCCAGAGCGAGACUGGCCAACUCGAGGUUGACACCGAGACCAAGGACCUCCUCAAGAGCCUCGGAGUAAGUGUUUUUGUAGCCUUCUGAAUGUCAAUCUCUAAUAUAGCAUCCAGUUCGAUUCCAUCCCAGUCAACGUUGUCGCAGUUUCCCAACAACAAGCCGUCGAGCCCCGCCGCCGAUUUAAUGACCGUCCUCAACGAAGCUAGAUUCAUAAUGAUUUGCAAGGAAAAUGGGAUACCACGGAUGGUUGGGAAAGGAUCUGAUUGCUACUGGGCGUUAAAGCUGGUCGGUUAUGCAUACUAGAUCAAUGUGAGAACAUAUUCCAACCCAAGG
Messenger RNA from Hymenoscyphus albidus, 768 nucleotides. The record is from the annotation of a GenBank genome assembly. NCBI's taxonomy places the organism in Eukaryota, Fungi, Ascomycota, Leotiomycetes, Helotiales, Helotiaceae.